UAUUCCAAUGCAAUACUUUUCAUUAUGUGUUUCACUAUCGUACGUUGUUUUUUUCCUUAUUAAGUUAAAGCCACGUGUGCAAUAACAUGUGCGCUCAGUAUCGACCUAAACAUUUUAACCAGUUGAUAAUGUGCUAUGCAAGUUUCUCGUAUCUUGAAAUAAAAUUUAACGAUUUAAAAAUAAAUAUUAAUCAUUAUAUUAAAAUAAUAUAUAUAUAAUAAUUGUGUUAUUUAUAAAUUAUAUUUUAAAAGUAUAAGUGUGUAACAUUUAUAAUGGUUCGGUUUAAACAUAGGUAUUUUGCAAUUGAAAUAGAAAUAAUGAAUAAUAAAAAUAAAUCACUCAAACCAACAGCAUUGCUUAAUGCAAUUAAAAAAAAAAUACAGCAAUUAUAUGGAGAUUAUGGAUUGGCUGCAGCAUCGAUUGGGCUCUUAACUAAAUAUUAUAACUCGUCUACGAAAAUAGCGUUCGUUAGAGCUAGGCAUGGACCGCAUAGAUUUAUAUUAAAUGCACUUCCAUUGAUUACUGAUAUUGAUCAUCAAACUGUUAAAGUAAAUAUUAUUUAUAUCGGUGCAACUAUAAAACAUUGUUUCCUUAAUGUUAGAAGAUAUCAUCAGAAAAAGUUGGAAGAAGUAUGGGGCUCUCUUAAAACUGAUUAUCAAAGAAAAGAAAUGCUAAGGGUUUUGAAUUCUACAAUAUCAGUGAAAGAUUUUAACAGACAGUAAAUUGAUAUAACAAAGAGACUGCUAUUUAUCAGGUGAAUAAAAUUUCAAAAGUGGCGCCAUUUUGACGUUGCAUACGUCACGCUUAGA
Polistes canadensis is the source of this 809-nucleotide messenger RNA. It is a transcript of the gene Pop5, whose product is annotated as ribonuclease P/MRP protein subunit POP5. The transcript is spliced from 5 exons. Gene Ontology annotation, molecular function: ribonuclease P RNA binding. The record is from RefSeq and is a predicted model, not a curated record. Gene Ontology annotation, cellular component: ribonuclease P complex. Lineage: Eukaryota; Metazoa; Arthropoda; Insecta; Hymenoptera; Vespidae. The coding region runs from base 273 to 722 and encodes 149 amino acids. Gene Ontology annotation, biological process: tRNA 5'-leader removal.